Molecule: messenger RNA, 243 nt
Organism: Opisthorchis viverrini
Lineage: Eukaryota; Metazoa; Platyhelminthes; Trematoda; Opisthorchiida; Opisthorchiidae
Exons: 2
Coding region: 1-243 (80 amino acids)
Source: RefSeq, a predicted model, not a curated record
AUGUGGCUUCAACGUCCAUGGUGCACUUUGCCAGAUGCCGUACCGUGGUCAAUUCCUUUUGCUGACGGAAUGAGUGUCAGAGCCGGGAAGAACUUUGCGCGCAGUGACAAGCUUACGGCUGACGAAGAACCCUCAGCGGCGAACGUGCAACCAUCUAUGGCCUCGGAGGUGUAUGAUCGCGUAUGUGCUCUAAGGCACCACCGAGCUUCUGGUCCGGAUGACCGCCCACCCGCCUUGUUCUAA